This is a messenger RNA of Porites lobata, 25557 nucleotides long. Lineage: Eukaryota; Metazoa; Cnidaria; Anthozoa; Scleractinia; Poritidae. The record is from the annotation of a GenBank genome assembly.
AUGUCACGUGACGUUUUGCCCAGACCCAAGGCCCUGUUUGCAAAAAAAUUCCGCGAAGUACUGGAUUAUCACAACAAAAUGGCAGCCGAGAACGACGAUGAAUCGGGUGAAGACAGCACAUUAAGAAAGCUCUCAGAUUUGAGCAAGUACUCUUAUGCAAGUGUUUGUAGUAUUAUACUGUCAAACUUGUUUGAGACAUCAGCUGAUAGGUAGGUCCGUAGAUGCAGUGUUGACUGUAAACUUAAUUUUAAAUUGAAGAAGCUGCUGAUCUUUUUAAUUUGGCUGUUUGUUUACUAUGUUAGAUGUUAAACCACAAAUUAUUAUUUUUUAAUUUUUGUCUAGUUUUAGGGAAAAGUAUAUCAUGUUUGUUACUGGAAAAAACACGUUUUUUCGGUCCCUACAUAAUCCCCGGCUUAAGAUUUAAAGUGGCUUAUAAAAUGCUCCUAUCUUAGUUUGCAACGACGUGACAUCGAUAAGGCGGCCAUGUUAGGGGUCAAUGCAAUAAAAUUUUUCUUGAAGAAUUUACAUGAAAAUGGCCAACACGGCUACCAUGAUGUGACGUACAAACCAGCAAUUGAGCGACAGACCUAUCAUGUAAAUAAUAAACAAUUAACAACUGUUCUUUAAAAUCGAGGUAAAUAUUCUUAUUCACCGAGAUUGGUAAGAAUAAUUGUUUUAGUAUAUACUCAUAAAGUGAUCUCAACAGAAUGAAAAAGGAAAUCAUUAACAAAUGACUUUACAACUUGACUGUGUGUGUCAAGCAAAUGUGUGAAAAAUGCAUACUAUGAAAAAAUGGGAUUAAUCAUUAACUCAUUUCAUACAUUCACAGUGCCAAGAGCCAACUCUAAAACUUUGUAGCAAAAAUCUGAGUUCACAAUGGCAAUUUUGUUUUGCCUUGCAUUCACUGUCUAUUGCAGUGAAUAAAACGUCAUAGUUCGAAAUAGCAAACCAAUCAGAUUGCUCAGAAUACCAAGAUCACUGAGUUUGCAUGUACUAAUACAAAAUACUGGGUAAAAUGUCUGAGAAACGACCUUCAGAUAAAUAAUAUAAGUUAUGUUAUCAUUCAUUCAAAUUAUUUUAUUUCUCCAUAAUUUUUUCUAAUGAAUUCAAAUCCCCCAGUUUAUUCAACAUAUAACCAGCCGGUGUUUAUCGUAUUAAUAUUUGAGUGUAUGCAUGGAGACAGGGGCUCAGUAGCCUAGCUGUUUUGGCAUGAGUGAUCUCGACAAAAAGAUGGAAAUGUUUAUGGCCAUCUUAAGAUAAUAGCCAAAUAAUCUUUUAUUUACUAAAACUCAACAAAGAAACCACAAGAACAUUAAAAUAAUAUUGCUGGAUGAAUGACAUCUAUUUUAUUAAGAGUGUCUACAAGGAAAAAAAACAUCUGUUCUUGUGAAAAUAAAACGGUACCAAGAAACAGGCAAAUGUUUUGAAUAAAGUCUUGGAGUAGGUAAGGGUGUUAGGAACUUAGAAAUAAAAUUUUGAAAGAAUAAUAUAGCAAUUAUUGAAUUGGGCUUUUAUAUUGAAGUGUUAUGCACCUCUUGGAGACUGUUAUCCACCUUGUUAUAAAUAAUUCUUUAUACCAUGUUCAGCCUCAUUUAGUUAUUAUUUUGAAUUAGUUUCUAAUGAGCUAAAUUUAAAUAAAUUUGAAAUUGCAGCUGUUAAGUUCAGAGCUCCUCUCCUCAACUUCAUCUUCUUGUGAUGUUACAGCUGUUUCAGAUAACACGCGACCUACAUAAUUGACAAAAACAUUUCAGAAUUUUAGGUUUGUCUUCAAUGUCAAUAAUUAAACCAUUACUAUACUAUUCAAUCCUUGCUUGUCAAUUAAAGGAGGUAAUAUUGAGCAGAAACUGCAAAUGAAAUGUUGAUGGGAAUGUACUGAUUUGUUUUCACUUCCCUGAACUGUGUUUCUUCAGGAUUUGGAGGCUGUAUAGGAGCGAUUUCACCUUUGGAGAUUCUAAACUUCUUAAGUUAUUAUGUUUCAGUAAGAAGGUAAAAAAACUUGAGAGCUAAAAUGUGAAAACACUCGAACUCUGAGUUUCAAAAGCAAUGAAUCUUGAAACACAGAAACACACAAAACGGAUCAAAAUCCACCAAUCACAAAUCACAAACCAUCGCCUUUUUCAGCUGUGGCCUCACUAAAGCCUUUGAUCAUUCCACAUGUCUGGGAACUUGCCUGUGUCAAGAGACAGGUUUAAUAACCAUGCUAGAAACAGCUGGUAAUAACUCGUCAAUACAUUCCCUGACAAUAUCAGUGGGGAUAGGAUUGCUGUUACAAGAGUUAGCAGGGUGCAACAAAAAUCAUUUUUACAUACAGCUUGCCAUUCGGGCUGGCUGAAGCUAGCAUUUACUUGCCCAGAUGUCAUUUCAUCUAGCCCCAAAAGCUUUUUGAUGAGCAGAAUUGUGGAUGGCUAUUUCCACUGGAUCAUGUCAAUGAAGUUGGUAAGAUACCCCCUUUUGGCUUGCUCCAUAUAGAUGGUUAAUGCAAGAGUCUGUAAAGUUUAGUCUGUCAGAUUCAAGCUUAGUUUUCUCUUAAUCUGUUCAUGUUUCUGGCAUAACUGUUUUGCUGCCUUGAUCUUGUUGUUAAACCAUUGGACGCGUGGGCCCACUUUCAUGGUCUUCUUCAUAACAAGAACAUGAAUGAAGAUGAUAUAUGGUUGUCAUGGUGGAGUAGCAUUGCUUUAAAUCUCUAUCACAGGUCUUAUUCUCUAUGAAAUCCUCAACAAGAAUUUUUUCACUUCUGCUUUUCUUUUUGUAUUAUUUGUGAAUUAAUACUACUAUUAUGAUUAUCUUUAUUUACUUCAACAAAUCCCUAUUAUUGAAUGAGUGGCCACUAAUUCAUGAAGACAUGCAUCAGUUAGUAGCUCACGUGACUCGAGCUAGUCUUCCAGCUCAGCCUCAUUGAGGUGCAUCCAAGCCUUUUUCUCAGAUUUUGUCUUCCCAUCUCUGUCUCUUCCUGCCUCACAAUUUUGUCCUUGGUAUUUAUUCCUUCCAAUACAAACUUUUCCAAAGAAUCAAGCCUCUUUAUGUGACCAAAGUACCAUAAUAUAUGAUGUUCACAUCUGGACCAUCAUUGUGGGCAUUCACGCUCCUUAUGGAGGCAUCCACCCCCCUCUAAGCCCCCUGCACAUGCAUAACUGCUCUGUAAUAUUUAACAUUAGAGAUUGAAUGCUGUGAUUUACUGUCUUUGUAUCGCACUGGUACAAUAUAUUGCAGGCUUGUAAGAUUCACAUGAGAAUUCAAGACUAUAGUUUUGCUGUGUUCUCAUGCUGAUAUGAGUUGCCUUCUGAUCUCUUGAGUACACUUCCCAUCCUGAGAUAUCUAGGAGCCCUAUUAAAGUACAAUGUAUUAUUCAAAAUUUUUGUCAUCCUGCAAAUUUUCACCAUUGACUUGAAUAUUUAAUUAAAAUUCAUUUUGUCAGUCUUCAUAACUUCAGCUUUCUUUCCUCUAUCAUUAGGCCCAAGUUAACUAAGUGCCUUGUUAUUGAUUCAAAUGACUGACACUCUGGGUUAAGUUUUGUUCUGAUAAUUCAGGGUUCAUCUUUGUUAACUUUCUUUUUUGCUACAAAGUUCAGCUCCGACCUUGACAAACAGGAACGCUCUUACAGUGGCAUUCAGUCUCGCUUGCUUGGAGAUUAGAUCAAGAAAUGAGAAGGCGAUUAAUUCUACAUGAAACAGCAUUUACUCGCUGAAGGUUUUUUACUUCCUACUAUGUCGACGUUGAUACUUUUUAUUUGUUUCUGAAUUAAUUCAGUAUGCAUGUUAGCAACAACCGCAAAUAUGUCUGCAGUCACAGGCUAUAUGCGUGUAUAAAUACAUGAAAAUUCAAGGGCCUCGAUUCCAGAGAAAUUACAUCAUUGCCAGAGAUCAAAAAAGUGAUUUACAUGGCACGUCAUUUCAGUCAUUGCCCAAAAUAAACUGCAUGUUCAUCAGAAGAGCCAUUUGCAUACAAUGAAAGUUUACAACACCUGACCAUUGCAGUUUUGCUAAGUAAGAUUCUUAUUUUUUUUGACCACUCAGUAGUGUUAAUAACUUAAUUGUUUCAAAGUAAUCAAUGCUUUCAAGCUAUAGAAUUCUUGGACCGACAUGUUUCGGAAAAAGCUCCAAGUUUAAUCUUUCCUAAGCUAAUGUGUGGCUUCGAUCACGCAACAAUUCUUAGUCCCAGUUUCCACUGUCUCCACAAGGAAUGCUAGUGGCACAAUGACCCCAUUUGUGUACAUUAAAUACCACAAAAAUCAAGUCGCAGAUUAUGAGUCUUGCUGCUUAUGCAAGUGAGACUGAUAACCAUGUGGAAAGAGUUGUAAACCAUCAUUUUGCAAGCUGUUCUUUUGUGCUUGAUUUUAGGAAAUGGAGUGAACAAGUUAUUAAAGCAGUUGUAAAGCACCUUGAUCUGCCACAACAAGGUACUGGUAGUACUUAUACAGAUCUCAGCUUAUAAUGUUUCCCUAAAUACUAUACACAUGUAUGAGUCCCUCUAAGGUAGAAGGGGGGGGGAGGGGUUGGGUAUGUAUUUUGCUAGUCUGAAUUUCAAAUACGGUCAUUUCAGGUUUUGAGGUGGAGUAGACCAUUUCCCUGUUGGUAUUCACUCCAUCUUAUGUCAUUUGUUGUCAUUUUAUGCGGUCUUAUGUGGCUAUUUCAAAGUCAUGUCACUUGUCGAAAUUUUACCCAAACAGGCGAGGACCUCACAUAUUGCCUUUUGUUAGAAUAAUCCUGAUUCUAACCAUCUUAAUAUACAAAUCAACAUAUACACCAUCCUAACUUCAGUGGAACCUUGUAAUCCUAUUUUUAGUAGCUUUUAAGUUUAAAAGUUAGGUCUUGUAUUAAAUAUAGACAGCAGUUUUUGGCAAACAGUUGAAGACUUGUUGUUAAUUUUUGUCCAUUAGUUCUCUCAACACUCCUACAUUUGGUUCAAACUGAAAAUUGUGAGGAUGAAGCAGAGAAAAUUGAUAUGCAGAUGGCACCUCUUAUAGCUGCUCUCAAGACUGAAUCACAGUUGCAAGACACACUUGUACUACUUCCGAAGGUACUUGUAACACAUUUACAUUCAGGUUUCUCUUAUUUCCACCCAUCCUCCUCCCUUUCCUUUGGAAAGAAAGAGAGGAUUAACAAGGAAUGGAAAAACUACUGACAGGUUUUUUUUGCUGUACUGGUUCCAUAUUGGAAGAAAUGUGAGGUACAUGCAAUGUAUUAUUAUUAUAUAAUUAAGGGAUUAUAUAAUUUUAAAGAAUUGGCUGUAAACAUAGCUGCUAAAACGUGAUGUGGUGCCCAUAUAUAUACGGUAAAUUUAAAAACCUCAAGAAGUCACUAAUUGGAAAUGUUUUGUGAACCUGACUAUUCUCUAUAAAUUAAGCUAAUUCUGACAUACACAUAAGCUACUUUGCACAUGCAGUUGUAAAUAAAUUUCCAGGCCUGGUUCCUGAUCUGAAAGCUUGAUUUGCGCUAAUCCAGGAUUAAAAUUUUGUUUGGUUUUUGUUUCUUACCUUCCUAUGUAUUGCUUAGAGUAAUAUUUUGUAUUAUCAUUACCCUUACCACAGUAAAGGCUCAACAGUAUGUUAUAAGCUUGAGUUGAGUGUUCUUUUCAAAUACAAUCCUUAAAAUACAAGAAAAUACUUAAUCCUGGGUUAAAGUUAACUAUCUCUAUUGGUAAGUGGCUUUGUAAGUAGUUUAAAUUAUACAAAAGAGCUACAGUGAAAGAUCUUUAGGCUGACACCAUAACCCCAUUGUUAUUUGUAGUAUUAUAUAUAUGGAAACAUGGCCGCCAUGAGAAUUAUAUGCACUUUACAACAAAGGUACCAAAUAUAACAAAUAUAAUAACAUAAGAACUACUUAACAUAAGAACUUUAUAAGUGCAAAUGUAUUUAGCUGUACUAAAUAGAAGACAGCUAACUGGGGACACAAAUCUAAAAAUACAUAAAAAUAAUAAUAGUAAUAAUAAUAAUCUAUGAUAAUAAUAAAUAAUAAUAAUAAUAAUAAUAAUGAUAAUAAUAAUAGUAAUAAUUGGGCACACUAAUCUAAAAUACAUAAUAAUUCAUAAUAAUACACAUUAAAAUCUUAAAAAUCUUGAAAUCACAAAAUCAGGAUCUGCAAAGGUCACAACAGUCACGGUUAUUUACUAAAAUACCAGAAAAAUGAUAGUAUUCUUGAAAGACUGAAGACUAGGUGAUUGCUUGAUCUUGUUGUUUAGAUUGUUCCAUAGUUCCUGUCCAAAGUAAUGAAUUGAAUGUUUCCUCUAGGUUAUAAUCAAUGUAAUUAUUAUAAAAAUUGAUCUUAUAGUUGAUCAUUUAAUGCAGUUAUUUUGUAAAUGAUUAAUUAACUCAAAACAUUAAACGUGCUUAAAACAAGUUUUUACGUGUAUCUUUUAGUAACAUGAUUAUAGAGCUACAAGAAGAUCAUUCCUUAGAGUUUUGCGAACGCUUGCUAAUUUCCAAUACAUUCUUACUAGGAUUUGCUGAGUCUUAUUCAGGAAUUAGGUAAGCUGUGCAUCAUUAGAAUUUGUUAAUAAAUUAAAUAAAUUCUGUAUAAACUCACCAAGUCUGAUUUUGGACUUGUGCCUUCAAUUUUAUUGUUUUAGGUAAAACAACCUCUUAAUCCUGAAACAUUUAAAGGAAUAGUCAAGUUUUAUGAUUAAAGUGGCAUAGAUCUCAAAGUUACAGUAUAGUUUAGAAACUCUCAUCCGCCCCCGGUUGUUCAAAAGUUGGAUAGCACUAUCCAGCAGAUAGUCCAACUGAUUUCCGUAAUACUUAUCCGCUGGAUAGUGAUUUAUGCGGUAGAUAGCGUUAUCCAACGUUUGAACAACAGGGGCCUGGCUUAUAACCCAUUCAAUUACUAACAACUCUCUCUACAUUCAUGGUAACUUGUUCAGUGUGCCAUGCAUCUUAGAGAAGUGUGUGCGUUAUAAAGAGUAAAAGAUUGACCAAAGAAAUAUAGAGGUAGACAUGCAGUACAGCAAUUGUAGGUGUUCAAUUUAGGAAGGUGUCUUUCUUUAAAAUGUAUCCUUUAUUAUAACAGGAGAGCUAUAAGUAUCUGUGCUUCUUGCUGCAAAGGUUUUUGAUUUCAUGGAAAGUAAGGUCAAAUAAAAUCCAGUAUUAUGCUGUCCACGCAAAGAGUUCUUAGAAAUUAGGGAAGGUAGGGUGGGGGUUGAAUGUUAUAAUAUGGACUCUACUCCCUGAUCAGACUUUUCUUUAUGUACAGAGUGAAAUAUCAGCUCUUAUAAUCAUGAUUUUAUUUCACUGCAGGUGGUUAUGAUGCCAGGUUAAGAGUUUUGAUAUUUCAUUUGGGGGAUCAGCUACUGGUACAGCGUUCAGUGCUGAAAAAUCAUGAAAAUGACCUUGUUGAAAGGUUAAAACAACUGAAAAAUUGUGAACCAAGGUAGGGAAAACAUGUCUGAAUGCUCAAGAUAUAAUUUUACCGCAAAUAUAAGAAAAUUUCAUCAGGACAAAAGAUGCGGGUGUCCAUAGAGCACAGUUUCACUGUUUUACAUAAAGAAUACAAUGAUUUAAUGAACCUAUGUAAAAUAAAGUCCGUUGAUAUAACUCGAUAUAACAAAGUCCUCGUUAAAAUAUAGACUUCAAAACAGUCAAUUUUUUCCUCAAAAUCAGUAAAUAAUCGGUAAAGCGUGGCGUAAGAGUCUGUAAAGCAUAAAGACUCUUUUGUGAGUGAAGAUCAUGCCCGUAAGGGCUUGUGAGGCGAGAGAAGAAAAAACGUAUUUUUAGCGUCUCUCCCCACUCUCGCUCUCUGUUUUCAGCCCCAUUUCAGACCUUUUGUUUGACUGCUCGCGCGUACUUGAAUAAGCAAAAAUACAGACUGUUUUGCACUCUAGUUUGAAUGCAAUCUAGAAGCGCAAAUGUAUAGUAUGUACCUCGGUGAAAUUGUUUAGAUCUGGAAAUCCUAGGCAUGGAGAAUAAUAAUGUAAUAUACGGGGGGUGACAACUCUAACAAAGGCUGUUUGGGCAGUCCUAUGAAUAACUUUAUGUCCUCCCGGAAAUUUCGUCGACCCUCCCGAAUUUUUCGGUGGCAUUCCCCAUAAAUGUUUAACUUCCCAAAAUUGUUUUAACAAUUAAAAUUAACAUUUUGAUUAGAGAUUUUUUGCAGCUUCUUGUUAAUUAUGUAACUUGUUAAUUAUCUAACAUCAGUUAUUUUUUCGUUUAGAGGGUAUCAUGUUAACACAGAAAGAAGGUCAAACUUUUGAAGUAUAUAAAGGCGAGCAGUAAAGGGGCCAACCACUAGGGGGGUCUGGUGGCAUGCUCCCCCAGAAAAUUAUGAAAUCUUAGUGCUCUGAAACGCCAUUUCUAGCGUUCUGAGAGGACAAAUUCUGUCCAAAAUGUUCUCUAAAUCAAUAAUAUUGUCCUUUUUAUGCUUAUUUUUAUUGGCGUGAAUUCGCGUAGAAGUAGUCAAUUUUAUUUUAUGCAAGUUGUGCGGUUUUUGAAAUUGCUCUGGAUAUCACUUUCAACUAAGUAUACUAUGUGUGGUGUCAUUGUACGAAUUCAUUUGAAAAUUUCAGAACAACUGUCGAAAUCUGAAAUUUUCCUAUCCCGAACGCAUAUUGAUCGGGAUUCGGGAUUUUCGAGCAAAGUCGGAAGGACCCCGACGAGAUCAGGAUGAUUAAAGAAUCUUCACAGACAUACUACUUUUUAUGGCCUCAUUUGUGUUUAACAAGGUUAAAUGAGUUUCGUUUUUUUUCUGACAUACUUCUUACGUACUUCUUUCAAGUUUUCCAGUAUGCAAUCGGUGGAAUGUGCUCUUAAAACUCGUUAACAUGCAGCGUAAAAAUACCCCUGAACUAAUGAAUGAUGGGAUCUGGUGUGAACUGAUAGUAUGUGCUUUGCACCGGUACGGUUCUUGUGUCAAUCCGCUGGGGAUUGCACGUGGUCAAUCGCACUCGAACUUCGUGCUAUUUUAGUUGGAGUCAUUGCUGAAUGGUCUUUUCAUAUCAUGGGGAGUUCAGCCGUUUUCUAGUGUCAAAAUACAUAGAAUACAGCGAAUACACUGGCUGCAUAUCACUGUAUAUAUAUAUUGUUUGAUAACAUGUAAUAUGAAAUCUUUGCUCAAUGUCCCGAAAAUAUCUCAAAUUUCCCGAAAAAAUUCCCAGGUUUCCCGAUUCCCGGCAAAAUCUCCAGAUUCCCGGAAUAAAUUUGUUUUUCUCCCGAAACAGCCCUUGUUAGAGCUGUCACCCCCCGUUAAUAUACCUAACUGUGUCCCUUGGUUUGCAAUAGAAUGAUUGAACCCUUUUUAUAAUGAACAAAUUUCCCUAGUCCCUUGGCACUUUGUUAAAUCGAGGUUCCACUCUAUGUGUGGAUAAAGGUGAUUUUUUUGCUGGUUAUGAAGAAUAAGUACCUGGGUGAUUUAAGCUAAUCAGGAAUGGAGAAAUUUUUUGGAAUGAAUACAAUGUAACUGAUGUAACUCUUUUUAUUGUUCCUGAAAAGCCCCCUUAGGAAGGAGGCAAUACUGUAGGUACAUAUGAACAGUAUAAAAGAGUGUUGGCCAAACGUGUAUCAAAAGUGCCUCAUGGGGAAUAAUUAGGGGCAAUGUGAAUGCCAAUAUCAGGGAACUCGCAAUGCAUACAACAUAUUUUACAAAUGCAAAAGUAGAGAGGGAGUUUUCAUUUAUCCUGAUGUUUGUUUGUUACUGUCCCGUCACUGAUGUCAAGCAAGAGCAACCAGAAACAACUUUUAAGAUAAACAGUUACUUAAUUAAUGACCUAAUCCCCAAUUGCUGCAGGUCGGAGCUGAGGUUUCAUCAGUUAAGACUAUAAAAGUUCAGUGCCGGCUCCAGACUUUGAGGCAAUGUAAUUCAAAGUUCUUGUCCCUAAAACCAGACUCCCAUAAAUGCUUUCAUACCUUUCUUAGAUUCCAGACUAUCACUUGGUUAUCACUCUUCUUGAAAGAGAGCUACAUAACAAGCGUCAUAUUAAUAAUGUUAAUAGCAAAUCUUACACUGCACUAUUUGUACAUGUACAGCUGUAAUAUGUAGUUGUUAUGUCUCAGGAUGACUUUUUAUGUUGAAGUUUUGGUUUCACCAAGCCUUUCUCAUGAGAGUUGUUUUCUUUUUUAGUGAAGAUGCUGAGGUACAAAGGAAAAAGAAAGUUACAAGGCAAAGGAAAAAAGCUUUUAUGAUUGCACUGGGAGCAAUAGGUGGAGGAGCUUUAAUUGGUAUGUAUUGUACAUGUCCCUUAUAACGUGUAUAACCUGCGACCGCAGACGUAUUUCCGGUCGUCUCUAACACGCGUACUAAGAAGUACUAAAUCAAUUCAGAAACAAAUAAAAAGUAAAUAUCCUGAAGAAUACUCGACAUCGAUAAGGUAGGAAGUAAAAAUCCUUUAGCAAGGCAAUCCUGUUUCGUGUAGAAUUAAUCGCCUCCUCCAAGCAAGCCAGACUGACGGCCGCUGUAAGAGUGUUCUUGUUUUAAGACAGAAAUUCAGAUGUAUGGCCUUCAUAUAGCCAUGAAGUUUUUCACUAACAGCUAAGCUUCCGCGUCACUUUCUUAUCUUGUGUGAUGUCAAAAUGGUUGUAUAUUGCGUGCAUCCUCCAAAUUUGAUCAGCACUGGUUGGUUACGAAGAAUAAGCUUGGGAAUUAAAGCCAAUCACAAAUGGAGAAAUAUUUUGAAUAACACCAUCAUCAUCUAUGUUUUCAUAAUAUCAAAGAGCUUUACAUUGAGUAUGUUAACAGAUGUGCGUAAAGUCAAGGAGAGUCGCAGUAUGCUUGAGGUGUUCAGUGGUUGGAUUAGCUUUUUCACAACCUUUCCUUACAAAAGGAAAUUAAGGAAGAAUACAGUACAGUACAACUCUAGUUACAUAAUUCAAACGCGCGUUUUUUGAUUUUGUGGCCAGAGUGCAAACAAGCAAAAGUACAGACAGAAAAGAAUUUUACAUCCUAUUAAUCUAAGUUUGUGGCUUCUAAGGAGCAUUAUUUGUUUUGUGUAUUGAGUAAGCAAAAGUAACUUGAAUAUUUGGUUCACCAUCACCAUUAAUUCGCCACCAUCACCUACCAUCAUCAUCAUCAUCAUCAUCAUUGUUGUCGUCGUCGUCGUUGUCAUCAUUAGGGAGUUUAAGAUACCGCGACGGUGACGGCCACGAAAACGUUGCUUCAAAAGUGAAUUUGCGUUCUUUCGAUCUCUAUCGCGAUCACUCGAACUCAUUUACUUUGUCAAAUGCAAGCGAACUCUUUUUGAGCUGAAUUCCUAAGAAUCAUAUUCAAGUUCAGAAAGAGAAAGAAAAUUUAGUCGUCGCUUGUUUACGUCCUCCGUAAAACGUGAAAAUAGGCAUUUUCCCGUCGUAGUCGUGCAGUGGCGGGAACGAAAUGUGCAUAAAAGCGUGAUGCACGUGCAGAGUUGUUGUUUUGCCGUUUCAACGUAUUGAUUUUUUUAAAAUUGUCGUUGUCCUCGCUGUUGUGACAUCUUAAAGUCCCUAUUGUGAACUUCACCGUCACCACCGCCCUUAACAUUGUUAUCCUCAGAAUUGUGAUCAUUUAUUGUUGUUGUUGUUAUUCUUGUCUUUUCUCUAGGUGUUACUGGAGGACUGGCAGCACCGUUAGUAGCAGCAGGUGCCGGUGCUGUAAUUGGGGCCAGCAGUGCAGCUGUCCUGGGUACCACAGCAGGCGUGGCAGUUAUUGCUUCCUUAUUUGGAGCUGCUGGAGCUGGAUUAACUGGUAUGAUGUUUAUAGAUCCAGUGAUAUCCACUCAUCUCUUUUUUCCUCUGCUCUCCUUCUUCCUUCUCUUUCUUCUUUCAUUCCUUUCUUCCUUCUUUUCACUCUCCUUGCCUCUCGCCCAUCUGACGAUUUGACUUCCGCUUUAGCUUCUUUCCUUCAUUUCUUUCGUAUUGUUAACAGACUGAAUCAGAACCAAGGAUAACUCUCUCUCCUCAGUCGAAGGUCUUAUAAGUCACUGCCAUAUUUUUUCAUUUUUGUAGUGGGUACUAAACUGUCAAAAUUUGGUUGUUUAUGGUAAAUGGUAGCUUGUGGCAGGUUCCCAGGGACUGUCCUUUGGACAAGCACCUUUCACAUUUUACUAGACGAGGGCCAUUACUUGCUUCCAAGUUUUGGUCAAUGAUUAAGUCAUAUGAUGACUUGCCAGAAGUGAGCUUAAAAAGUUACUUGCCCGGCAAGAUAAUUUAUUUGUCACGGAGAACAACGUUAACCGAACGGGAAAAAGCUAAUAAAUAAAUAAGUAAAAAAAUAAUUAAAAAAAGUUAACUAAAAGUUUCCCAAGCACUGGGUAGCAAUUACAGCUGUAUAGUGCUUGCACGGAAAAAUUAUGAUUUCGUAUUUUCUCAGUGGACAGGUUGUUACCUAUAAAAGGUUUAGUUUUAUUCCUCGCCAAUAUGCUAAAAGAGGAGUUUGCGCGUGCGCAGCGGAAAUUAUUGGAAACCUAUCGAUGCGAGAAAAUUUGGCUUUGACGUCAGCGUACGGCAAAAUGACCUUACAGGCUUUAGUGGUUGGAGGAGAAGAUACUCAGUAAGGGAGGUGAAGGGAGGGUUCAGACAUGUACCUUCGGUCUGUCCUGUUGUAAAAUUAUCCAGUUUAUAGAGGCAACCAUUGGAGUUCCUUUUGUUAUCGACAAGUGAAGCUUUGUGUAAUUUUAUGUUUGUAGUAUUUCGUGCUCAUCUAUUGCGCUGCUACAAAAUAAACUACAACAGCUAUCAAGAUUCUUCUGUUAUUUACAGCUGGUUUGAUGGCUUGUUUAUUGUAUUUGGGUUGGGGAAAGCGUUGCAUUAAGUCAAUGGAAUGGCUCUGAAGCUUUUAAAUUCAUGGACGCAGUUUAUUUUAUCGUAGAUUUCUCUCAAAGUCGAUAUGCAAGAAACAAGAAGGCUACUGCAGUGAAAGACGUCAAGUGGCCAAACGAACAUUUCAAUCAUGUUUAUGCUCGUCAAAGCGAUAUGAAAUAUCUGUAUACUGACAAUCUCUUAUCGAUUAAAUAAGGGUGUUUUUCUCUUCGGCCCUUAAAAAGAUAAUAACUAGCUCAAUAAUAUAACUACAUCACCAAAUAAACCUGCGCCACAAAAAUUAAGCAAAUUGAAGUAGAAACUGUUGAAUACAAGCGAGCUCCAUGUCACACAGUCGACGAAUUUACUACCUUCACCUGUUCAGAGUAUCGCCCUACAUAACAUGUCAAAGCUGUAAACACAAGAUGUCAGUGCGGAAAAUAGAGCUCUAUUAGGCGACAAAUAGUCUGCACAGAACAAUGCACCCGUAAACUGAGUAGGUGUCGAAUUCUAGGGCUGUAAAGUUAUAUGUUUGUUCUUAUUUAUUUAGCUUUUUAAGGAGAACGAGACUCCGCUCAAAUAUUUCAACUUCACCUUUUUUUUUACUGUUCUCUAAUUUUAGGUGAUUGCAAAGACUGAGGUAUAAAAUACCUGAAAAUUGACUUUCGGAAUUCCAAUCCUGUGUUUUGCCUCUUUUCGCUCUAUUGAAGCUGAUGGGAGAAGCAAACAUUUGUUUCAAAAACAGGAUGUCUAAAAUGUAACAGCGUAAUAUACAUCAGGUUUUACCCAGCAACUGUUCAGUUAUAGGUUUUGGUCCUUAAUAGUAAACAAUGCAGGGGAAAUUGUGAGUUUAUUUCAGUUUCGUGUGAUGUUUCAACACCUCCCUAUAGUUUAUAUAACAUUGUAUGUGCUCUUCUGACUUAGCUAAUCCUAUCUCCUUUUAUAGAUUGUUUUCACUGUCACGCAACAAAAAAAUAAAUUGGAAACCGUCCGGUGGAAGAAGCCAAGGAAAUGAAAUGUUAUAAAAGACUGAAAUGUAAACGAUUUGUCCAAAUUUCAGGUCUUUGUAGCCCUCAGUUUCUGAUCAUGAGUUAUUUGCCGAAACGUUUCAUGCACCUUUGUAGAGCUUUGUAUGGAGACGCCAUAUUGGUGCACCGUUUUGGUCCACCAAUAUGGCCGCCGGAAAUCAACAAAAGCAUCUGGAGUUCACUUUUUCUAUAAAAGCUCUUUCUUUUCACUCGAGAACUAGCAUACGUGCGCAUAAACAUAUCUUCUGAUACUUGAAAUGGUUAUACUGCUGAAAAUCAAGGAGAGACUUUUUUUCAACGAGACAGCAUUCCUAUUUUGGUGUCACGCACUGUAAAAACUCAAAUUUCUGUAUUUUCGAAAUGAAAUAUGCUACGGGAAUGGAAACUUGUGCAAAGAUUUAUUUUUUAUUUAUCUUCAACCUUGUGUAAAUAAGAAUUCGUAAAACCUCGUUAUUUUGACUUUACAGUUUGAUGACGUCACCGUGAAAACUAUCUAUACGGCGGGACAGUAUGGGUGGCGGUAGUACUUGCCUUCACCUAAUAUAGUUUAUAUGGCACCAGUUCGCAUCCCAGAGUCGAUACCAUAUAAGUUCAUAUUUGGGCUUCCGCUUUUCCAUUUGGGUUUCAGCUAUGAGUGCACAUGGCUGAGUUCUUAGUAGGAGUUCCUAGGCGUUUAAUGUUUUGUCGUUAACUGGCCUUGAUUGGCCUGUGAUACACUAGGCAGGCGAGGUAAUGGACAAAACAAAGUGAGGCCUAGGCCAGGCUAAACGUCGAACUUUUCAUGAUACGAACCAAACUCUAAUUUAGGUCGACCUAAAUUAAGUUAUGGUCCUCUGUUAAAUCAGACGUGGAACUUAGGACACGCCGAACCAAUCAAUUGAAUCAGACCAAUAAGCAAUUUUAAUAACUUUUCUUCCAAAAAGGCUAAAUAUACAUUAUCAUACAAAUUUUUAAUUUAUUAGUUUAGUUUAUCGCAUGAGAUGAUUGAUUUUUGUCCCGGAGACGAUCUUUAGACGUUCUAUCCGUCUGAAGCAGACGCAUAGAACUUGUUGGACGAUCCAAACUCAUUCAGACGAACUUAACUGAGCCAAAAGUCGACCUUUGCGUGAUCUUACUGACUCACUAAGUCUGGUUCGUCUCAUGGAACGUUCGACGUUUGGCCCCAGGCCUGAGCUAUUACAUUCAAAAUGGUCCUUGAUAAACAGUAAUCAAAACCAGUAAGUCUCAGAUGGAUAGUUACAGGGUAACUUUUGUGUUUUCAGCCGUUAUAGCGUAUUCUGGAGACGACUUAUCUUAAUGAUAUGCAUGACGUCAUCGGCGUUAAUUUAUGCCACUUAAAAAGUUUAUUAAAUCCACAAAGAAAAGAAAAACAUCCCUAUAAUUAGUAGAACGCCGGCAUUAACAUCUAGAACGAAGGCAGUAACUAGUUUGUGAGUUUGUGUUAACAGAACUUUGCUUCUUAGGUACUGUAGUAUAAAUGGACAGACACGACGUUCUAGAUGUCAACGUUUUCCUUGCCCUAGAUUGUUUCUGAACCCGAUUAAUUCCUGUGUGGCUGCAUAAUUGCGCCUGUUUAACAUAAAACAUUUGAAUUGCCUUCCUUUCAGGUUACAAACUUGUUUCAUGCUACACUCGGUAUAUUCGACGAAUUUAUGUCGUGAAACUACUUUGAAGCAAACACGGUUUCUUUGAGGUUUCCUUUUUUAAUUGUUUACAAAUUAAGCUUAAUUUAUGCUGUAUGAAUCGUUUCUCAUUAACAAUGGAGGCGCUUAUCGUUUUUUUGUAAUAACUAGCUCAGUUUGUGAUUGAGCGUCACCUGCUCUCGGGGAAUAAAUAUAUAUAGUUUUUAAAAGAAACAAUGCCAGCCCAUAUUGCGAGCUAUAAAACAUUUUUAAAAAGUUGACGCGAUCUUUUUGCUUUAUGGUUUUCUUUUUAUUUAAGUGCCUUAAUUCUCGCUCUCCGCGCGGUAGGGAAAAAUGGAAAAGCGCCAGGAAACUAACAGACGAAGAGGUGCUUUACCAAAAAUUAACAAAGAAACACACGCAGGAUUCUCCUUUCGUUGAAAUGCUUCGAUCGAGUACAAAACUGUGUGAACAAUGGCGCCGUUUGCUUUUUCCGUUUCCAAAAUUAACCCAACCCAACAUGCAGUAAGUGAGAACUAUUUUAGAAAAUGUUCAUAAAAAGUAAUGAAAUCAACAGCGUAAAGGCAACGACUGAAGCUUAGAAUAAGAAACAACUUACUUUGUUGUGAAGGACGUUGAUUAGCUUUUGCAAAUUCCUCUCGUUUUGUCGCGGAGAAAGUUAAACAAACCGUCCUGGAUGGAAUAAAUUCGUGGUCACUCUUUUUUUAUCUUUAUUAAUACGUUUACAUUAACUACAAUAAUGACCCACUUUCUCUGUGAUUUUGGCAACUGAUCCGCACCCUUUUUGACCCUAUUCUACUUUAAUUAAUAAACAUGUGAGGGGAUAAGCGUUUAGAUUUAAUUCAGUUUCUUGGGUGGAUUGUUAACAUUUUUUUGGGAACUGGCUUUAUGCCUACCGUACUUAAGAAGACGACUACAUCUCCGGAGGAGAAUAAGAACUUCAGGCCUAUCUGUCUAAUCUACGCGUUGUUUCGAAAAUCACUGAAAAAAAGUUUUGCUACCCAGAUAAUUAAGUACCUUGAUGUUAACUUCCUCUGUGUGGAUUUUCAAUCUGCUUACUGAGAAUUUCAUAGUACAGUGAUGUUCACUUGAUAUUGCUAUUGCUAUUGAUAAUCAGGAAUCAGUCAGUAAUUCUUUUGCUUCUUGAUAUAUCGGCUGCCCUCGAUACUGUAGACGAUGAUAUUCUUCUUUUGCCUCUUUGUAAACGUUUUGCUGUCUCUAGGUUCUGUGUUAAAAUGGUUCCAUUCGAGAAUGACAAUCAUAUCUUUCUGAUCGUACAAAGUUCGAUUUUCAUCAAGGUACAUGGGGCUUCGUCUGAUCAUCAGUAACUCUCCAGUAUGGUGGUGACCUCAAGAAGCGCCUGUUGUUGUGAUGUUCCCAUUAUUGCAUUCGACGUUUGGAGAGCGCAACACCCAAUUUCUGUGAUACUUGGUGAUCCUGUGCGGGUGACAUUUCCGCUAAUAGGCAACUUUCGAUAUAUUAAGAUUCAGCAUGAUGGCGAGUCUUACAGGACACAAACAAAGAAAAUGGUUUAUUCACGUUUACUCAUUUUCUUUGUUUGUGUCCUCUAAGACUCGCUAUCAUGCUGAAUUUUAAUAUAUCGAAAGUGGCCUAUUUAUGUCUGCAUUUUUCGACGUCAUUUUGAAUUACGUCACAUGCGCAUGCGCAUCACCCUUUUGAUCACUUCAACAACUGUUGUCGAAAGCACGGAGUUAUUUGAGUUUGGCGAGGAAAUGAAUAGUUUUCGAAGCAGGUUUUAUCGCUGAGCUGGCGAUUCUAUCCUACCUUUCUCGGUGUUUCUACAUGGCUAGGUCAAAAGGUGUUAUACCAGUCAAAACGAGCUGAAACAGGUAAUAGCUGGUCAUCUGUGCUCUAUUGAGGAAUUUACCCGUGCGUUUGAGUCUAUUUAUGUAUUCGCAGUUUUAUUUCUCACCUGCACCAAGAACAAUCCGGGACAAAGUACGUCUGCAGAUUUUUUACCCGUGUAUUCCUCCUUUUAUACGUGUAAUGCUUUAUCGACGUCUGAUAUAUCUGCUCGGCAUCACUUCGCCUAUAAACAAUAAAACACGAUGAACUGACGUACACGAUCUGAGUAAAGAUGAAUAGUUCGCACAAUGACAUACAGUGGCAAAAGUUGUUGUACCGUGAUGAUGCAUGUCAGGUUCAUUUAUGAUUUUUUUAUCUUCAAGGCGGGGCGGGGUUGGGGGGGGGGUUGCGUUUUUGUCGGGAAAAUCCAAAUCCGGAUUUCCGAAUCCAAAAACGGAUUUUGCGUUUUGGGGGGGCAAAUCCAAAAACGGCUCAUGAAUCCAUUAAAUCCAGACUCAGGGCGGAUUCUUCGGAUCAAAUCCAAAUCAGGAUUUUCGAGGUUCACAAUCUGAGCGUCUUUUUGGGACAGGAUUUGAAAAAAGUAUUUUUGACAAGCGGUUGCUCGAAAAAAGAAAUGGUACGCGACGGAAGCCGUACAUGUAUGACAUUGCAACUGAACCUAUGUUGGUGGCGCCUUAUUUUUAAAUCCCCUUACUUGUCAUUUUUUUUGUACGUAUGUAGUCCCUGCUUACGCCGGUUUAUUUUCCAAGUAAUUAAAAAGACAUUUCAUCGGCUUCACUUUUAAAUAAUUCUUAUAAUUUCACUAUCCUAAGGAGUGUAUUCUAUUAGAGAAACGUUUCUGUUUCAAACCGAAAUAUAUCUACAUUUCGUUUAUUCAUUCGUAGCUUAUGUUGCUUUUUGUUCUUGUCUUUGACGCGAGGAUCAGUUUGCUCUUUUUUUUCUCACGAGGAGCACGAGGACAUGCCGUUGUCAUGGUAAAUGAUCCUUUUUCGGAUCUUCCGUUUGUUCGGUAGUGAACAAUCCAUAUGAUCUGAGAUCACAAAUCGGUUUUUGGAUUCCCCCCAAAAAACGCAUUGGUGACCGCUAGCGUUUCUCAUUUUGUCACCGCCGCUACAAAGUUUUCAUGUUGUUCUUCCAACAAAAAAAAUGUCUCCUUUGUUUUUUAUCUCUGGAUCUCUGUCGCCCUUUUUCUCGUUGAGCUUCGCUGGCCUGCCACGUACUUUCUCUGUUUCUCUGUCCCUCUUUUGCUUUAUAUUCUAAAUUUGUGCACAUGACAAUUAAUCUAAGCUUAUACUUCAGACAACACGGAUACAGAAACAAUUUCCGCUUUCCGUUUUCGUGCUUAUUGACUUUUCAGUUGCCUUUGCUUUACAAGACGCCGGUGGCUAUGCGAUUUCCCUCCAAAAUAACCUCGAGUUGCAUUUGGGUUGCCAUACCUGUUCAUUGAGUUAUUUUACAUUGGUAUGCUUGUGGUGCGGACGGACGGUCGGGCGGGCGUACGGUCACAUGAUUACCAAAUUUUCUCGGGUAGAUUACUUUAUUUUCUUACCCAUGGUGCUCCGCUGCGCGCGCUUCGCGCCCGAGAGCUCCGCUACUAAUAGGCUUCAAUAAUGCAUGCGCUUUAUAAUUAUUAUGAGGUACAUGUAUAUCUGAAUUGUUGUUUGACAAUGAGUAAUUUUGGUAUGUCGUAUGUUUGUUCAAAUUAUUAAUAAUAAUGAUAAUAAGAUGUACCAGUCAAGAGUAUAUCACCAACUGAUGGCAAUAUUCAUUCAAUCAGAUCAAUUGAAAUAAACGGUUCUUACAUGAAUACAAGUUUAAGAAGCUCGUAUCAUCAAAUCACAGAGCUGUGAUAGGUGUUGAUAUAACUUGAACGUACUAGAACUGUGAUCUGUGAAUUGUAAGCCGAAGGAGAGAAAUCAAUUACUCGAUUACUCUGCAGCAGCUACAAUUACCAGGCUGAGAUGGAAAUGCUAGAAGCAAACAAGCCAGAGAAAAAAGACGGAUAACAAGAUGAACAGCGCCCCCAAAAAAAAAAAAAAAAAAAAAUAAACAAUUCAGUGCCAGCAGUUGCUUUGCGCUCUGCCCCUUUAUUCGAGCUAAAUGUAGCAAGUCAGUGACAACUAAAGAGACCUGGCUAUUGUUAGUAUGAUUUGAAAGCUUCUAAUACACAUUAAACUUUGUAGGAUAUCGUCUCAGCAGAAGGAUAGGAGAAGUCGAGCAGUUUGAAUUUGAACCACUUGGAAAUGGCGAGCAGUUACAUCUUGUUGUCGCUAUUUCGGGUUGGCUAAAAGACGAUGAGCAAGGUUUGUGUAAAACAGUAUUGACCCGUAAAAACAUUACUAGAAGGUAUAGAUUAUAUAGCAAUACAAUAGUUGACGCGGACGGACAAACUUGGAGUAGAUCAGUUAUAGGUAAAACGGUUUGCAAUCGUGGUUUUUAGAAACUGGUUAGCCACCAGUUUUUCAAAGUUGAUUUUCAGGGAUGAUUAUUUAGUGUAUCUACAUAUUAUUUCAGUGUUGUUCGGUGUACGUUUUGCCCAGUUUUCAUUUUGUAAAAACUGUUUUUCAUCGUUAUUUAAGUUUUUUUUUAAUAUUUAAUUAUUUUACCAUGAAUACAGCACCAGUAUGUGCAGUAAAGUAUUUUCUAUUCAUUUCACACUAUGCAUGGAAUCCUUUUCCUCUCUCAUGUUCGUAGACAUAAAGACUGCAUUUCAGGAUCCGUGGAGACAUUUAAACAUUUCGUUAGAACAGUACAGCUUGAUUUGGGAGUCAAGGUAAUUUAUGGCUUGUGCUAGAGCAGCUUUGAAUUCAGUGCCCUAUUUUUUCCUUUUUAUUCUCGUUCAUGAGUAAUAAAACCUAUCAAUUUACUUUUUUUUGAACAAAGUUAGUCGUACUUUCUGGAUGGUAAAUGACUGUUUUAUUAUUAUUAUUUUUAUUUUUUUUAAUCAAAACUGACUUGCACUCAAGUUGUACGAAAUGUAAUAUAGUUCUACUUCGUAUAAAAUGCAGACAAGUUUUACCUGAGUGUGUAUCCGGCAGAAAGUGAUACGCUUCAUAGUAUAUAGACCUGCAUGGUCUUAUCGCUUGGUCGUUGGUGUAUUCUGAUCUAGAUCUCAUCAUUAGUGUCGCAUUCUCAGCAUCUAAAUAAGUUAGUAUUUGCAACGUGUUAUCCUUUACUGAUCCAGAUUAACGCCUAUUGAUUUACGCACAAUAAUGACAUAGUUCAAUCAACACGAAAUUCAGUUUCCAAAGUAAGUGAAAUAAUGCGACAAGAACACAAGUAAACUAACACGAAAUGCGACAAUGACAAUAAAGAAUUUAAAACCCUGAUGGCGGUAUAGUUCUUCCUAAUUGCAUCUGACUGUUUGCUAUAAAAACAAAAAGCAACAUCUUUGAAUCAAUAAUGGUAAAAUUAAUGAAGCAAAGCCAAAAAAGGGUAAAGAUAAUGAUGAAAGAUAUUGUCCAGUUGACAGUUAAAAGGUUUGAUAUUGUCUAACAAAGAAGAUGCUCUGAAAUAUUUAAAAUUAUGUCUGUAAAAAACGUAAUGAUGCUUGUUGAAGAGAUUGAGCUAGUCUCGACGGGGUAAAAGAUUAGAGAUGAACACUAACACAUAAAUGUUUUUAUCAGUGUGAAAAUUAAAGCUUUUGAAAAUCCCUUUGAUCAAUGGAACUCGUAAGUGUUGGUUAACGUUUUGAAAUGUGCGACCGGGUCUUUUCCAAACGCGUCGCCUCAACCGAUUGAUAGAUAAUGAGUUAAUAAAUUAAAGCAUUUCUGAUUUCAAGUUAAAAAGACUUCCCUUGCCGCCGUAACACCUGCUACAGCUCAAUCCAUUAGCACUAAGACCGAUUAAAAUACUAGAGUAAGUGCAUGCUGUCCAAAGUUUAUAUUUUGUAAUAUCCCGCAGUGGGUAGCUGCUUACGUAAGUUUGAGGAACUUCUGUAUAGAUAUUAGGGACUUUAAGAUCCAACGACGCGACGACAACGAGAGCGUCGCUUAAAAAGUAAAUUUACGUUCUUUCAGUCUUUAUAGCGAUUAUUCCUACCCACUUACUUUGUCAAAUGUGGGCGAACCCUCCUGAAGCUGAAUUUCAAGUGACCAUAUCCAAGCUCAGAAAGAGAUAUAAAAUUUCGUCGUUGGUUGUUUACGUCCUCCUUAAAACGCGAAAUAAGGCGUUUCCACGUCGUUGUCGUGUAAAAACGAGAAAGAAAUGUACAAAAAAAGUGUGAUGCACGUGCGAAGUUGUUGUUUUGCUUAUUAAACCUAUUGUUUUUUUUACCUUCUCGUUGCCGUCCGCGUCGUUGGAUCUUAAAGUCCCUAUUGUUUUUCUACAGGUACUUGGCUGAAAUGGGAAAUGCGAUGUAUUCAUUCUUUACUUCCAAUUCCAUCAGCUUUGUUACACAAGAGGCUCUCAAAUACACCGUCCUUAAUGGUAUGAAGAGAUAUUGGUGUUUCUCUUUGUCGAUGACAAUAAAAUAAAUCAAAAUCGUUGUCGAAGAUUAAGAUGUGAAUGAUUGCCCAAUAAUUCUACUAUAUACUACAAUACAGGUAGUGUUACAAGAGCUGCUCAGUCAUAUAUGCGGACGAUUGAUGAUAGCAAAUUAAGUGACUCCUGUGAUCAGGUGCUCAAACCUUAACCAUCCAGUCAGCUGAGAUCAUGUUUUGAACCAAUGGCAAAACCCGCACAUAACCACUAUACAUCUUCAACUUUAGGUUUUGAGAGCAAACAUCUUUUCUUGGCGAGUAAAACAAAUAAAGCCGGCAGAAGCUCUGCUCUUGCCGCGGGUAAACUAUCUAUUCACCACCAGGAGUAACAAAUUUGGUGACUAAAAAAUUAAUCGUCAGUUACUGCUACAACAACAUUUACAAACGAUCCUCGCCGACCCGUGUAUCGGAAACAACAUUGUCAAUAGUCAUUUUUUAAAGUCACGGACAACAGAGUCUUAGACGGAUGGUAUUUUUAUUUUUGUUCUUUGUAAGGUCUGAUUACAGCUGUUACGUGGCCAUUACUUCUCCUUCAAUUGGGAUAUGCUAUUGACAAUCCAUGGAAUGUUUGCUCACGAAGAGCUGCUGAAACAGGAAAACUCCUGGCUGAUGUCCUUAUCUCCAGACAGCAGGUCGGUUAUUAAAAUAUCUUAAUACUGUAGACUCACUGCUGAGCCUUUAUUUCAAACCUCACGCUAUAUCGAACAUGUCUUUGUAUUUUCUUACGUUUAAAAUAGGGCAGGAGACCUGUGACGCUGGUUGGAUUUAGUUUGGGUGCAAGAGUGAUUUUCUUUUGUCUUGAAGCUUUGGCCAAGAAAGGUAAACCCUACUGUCUACAUCCACAAAAGAUAGCUGUUAUAUUUUACACCUUUAUCUUUUACAGUAUUAAGGAAUAGUGGAGGGCGGGCAGUGGUGGAAUUUUUGACGCGACGGAGAUAGUUUAAGUUUGAGUUUAUUGACAGUAAAUAAACUAAAAAAGCUGACAGAUUGCGGGUAGUAGCAGGGGUAAAGUUAAUUCCCUUUCUAAGGCUACUCUCCUUUCGUGAAUAAAAAAACCUUAAUAUUGUACUAAAAAAGCCUAAAAUAUGUUAUAGGUAUAAUAAAAUGAGAUUUUUUACAAGGUAGCAGUUUAUGUCAGAGAGGCCGUGCUUGGAGCACUGGUCACACCAUAGGGUUGUUUCUAACCUGCCAGCAAGCUCAGCAUUUCGAAUGGCGAGUGAAACGAGCCGCGCGGGAAUACGCGAGCGUCUUCUCUCGCGUGGCGCUCGUGCGUGAUUUCUCACUGCAUCCCCCAAAUGGAGAGCUCGCUCGCAGACUACUUUGCUUCCCAAGAAAAGUCUGCUGUGACACGCGAUAUGAGUAUGAGGGUAUGGGAUACUGCGAUAGACUAGCAUCUCAGACUCCUAGGUACUUCAUGCUACAGAAACCAGUAUAAGCUGCAGUUAUGUGAGACUCUUUGGCUCAUGUUACACUUUUACCUCUACAUUAUGAUUAACCAUGUAUCAUCCAAGUGUCGUAUGACAGCCUCGUUCCUUUUCCGCUUGGUAUGUUGUAUGAUUUUGUUUGUAUCCCUAUUGUUGUAGGAGCCCUGGGGAUUGUUGAAGACGCCAUUCUUUUGGGAGCGCCAGUCAGCGCUGAUGAGAAAAAGUGGCGAUUUGUUGGUCAAGUUGUUGCAGGAAAACUUAUCAACGGUUACUGCAGGUUUGUGCCUGAUUGGCUGUAAUUUGGUAUCCGUCUUGUGCAUUCUCAUUUUGUGAUUUUAUUACUCUUUCUUUUUUUUUUUUUUUUUUUUUAGCAAAGACUGGUUUUUGAGAUACGUUUAUCGUGCUGCUUCUGCGCAAUUAUCAAUAGCUGGAUUACAAGCAAUCAAGUGGAAAAAUCGAAGAAUGAUUAAUGCUGAUCUCUCUGAGCUGGUACGUCCCAGAUUUACAUGGGCCUUUUUACGAUGGAACUGUUGACUUCUUUAGUAUCUGAAAACAAUGAUAUCUGUCAACAAGUUAGGCUCGGAUAACCUGUAAGGGACGGACCAUUAGAAAAGUCAUGGGGGGGGAGGGGAAUUUUCGAGCCGCAGGAAUUGUUUUUCGCUAUCAAAUUCCUUGUAUGAAUUUUUUUUUAGGCCAUAGCAUGAAUAUUUUUUAGGGUUAAUUGGCGUGCAAGAAUUUUUUUCAUUUAAUUUUCCCUUGCGCGAAUUUUUUUUUUUUGCACUUCGCCCCCCAUAAAUUUUCUAAUGGUCCGUCCCUAAACAGCUAGCAGUACGCCUUCAGAGCCAUCUCUUUACUAAUUCAUGCUCUCCGGGACUGUCUGACUUAUUUCAGACAAUCAAUCACACAGGUCUGAGAUGAUCUUUUUCUGCUAAAAGAAUAUGUCUAUAGGAGAGACGUUCUGCGAAGGCCUAUAACCGGUCGCAAGAAAUUUUAAUUCAGUGUGGCUCGAUGUGGCGAUCUGAGCCUUCCUUGUUGUGUCUUGUCGUGUAACCCUUGUUUAACCACAGCCUUAGUAGUUAGAUUUGGUUCACUGAAACUUAGCCAUCAUUAUGAGGAUCUCUGUAAUCAUUUACGGCAAGAAAUGCAAGGCAUUUUGAUAACGUCAUAGGUUGUGUAAUUUCAAAACUAUCAUUAAGCACGCUGAUAUCAUAUGGCUUGCUUGUCGUCCACGCAAAAUGUCUCACUGGUAUUGUUGGUGCUUCAUAUGUCGAGAGUUCUUUUGCUCAAGUUUUAGCCUCCCCUGAUGUAGAUGGUUUACCUUGUAAUAUUUGCUAAUGUGUAUUUGACUUUUUGUGAUUUUAGAUUGACGGUCACUUGGAGUAUUCAAACCCCGACAAAAUUAAAACUGUACUUCAAAUACUUGGAAUUGAUACCAAGUGUUGCGAAGCCGGCGCAACAGAAGCUGAAAUAGACUCUGAAAAUAUCUGCACUGUCAAUCAAACGAUGCCAUCUCAUGACGAGGCUAAGAAAGUUGUCAUGGAAAUACUGGAAGAGAGAAUUAAAGUUGCGCUUGAAGUGUGCACAAUGACUCAUCAGUCCUCUGAAACAGAACAACAGGACCUGCACGGACACGUGAUAGUCACAUCUUCUGAUCACUCCCAGCUGUAAAAGAUAGCAGUCUAAUAUGACAAGUAAAUGGACCCUUUGCAGAUUAAUAGUCACGUGGGACAAAACUCGCUUUACUGUAGAGCAUGAGACUAGACGCAGCCAAACUUCGUGUCUUUCAAGAUCCGACUGUGUCGUUUGCUCUCCUCCGAGCAGCGAGGUUUUGUUGUACCAUGUGACUGUUAAGCUGCAAAGUGCCCAUUCCGCCAGUCUACGUCGAGAAGUGUAGUGGUUGCCAACCUUCUGCCAACUGAAUAUGAAUAAUAUUUCACUUUUGAUAUGGACAGACUUUUUUUCACAAAUACGCGCAUCUUCGGUUCGGGACAAUGAACUGGAAUACCGUUAAUAUUACGUGCUAAAUGAUUAUAUUAUGCUUACCAGUCACCGUACUAUAUUACAAUACACCAUUUCCGAGUUACCUCAAGCCUCUGUUUCAAAGCGAGGCUAAGUGCAAAGCCAUUGAAGGCAAAUACAACUUAUUUUUAAAAGAAAAGUUUUGAUCUUAGCCUCGUUAGAUUUGAAAGUGAGUUUUUUGAACUUAGAAAUGGUCUAUUUAAUGACAACACAAACACACUAGGGUGUUUUCAUUUGGGGAGAUUAAAAGGAUCAGGAUCUAUCGGAUCAUGGUGCAUAACAGAGCAUAAAAGGAACCGCUAUCUGGACAAGGAUUCAUCAGUACUCCUUAGUGACCUUGGAUCAUAAAUCCUGUUGCGGAUCAUCCAAAAAGAACGUACCCCAUAAGGACAUAAGGACAUUUUAUAAAUUAGUUAGCAAAUUACCUGCUCACUUGAUAAUGUGAAA